AGAUAUAUUUUAAAAUUCCUCAAUUACUUUUAUCCUAUGAUAAUAAUAAAAACUUCCGAGCGUAACGGCCGCGGUGAUCCGGCGUCCAUCCAACGCUAGGCGACGCGUCCUCCCUACACCGCUCGCACUGCAAACGACAAAAACUCAGUCUCGACUCUCUCGCAUAUUCAGUUUUCCCUCUCCUUUAGAAACCAAAAUCAAAUCUCUUUUCUCCAAGUUUCUUUUUCGAUUAAUUUUGCAGUUUGUAAUGUCUAUUUUCGGUGCUGCCGCUUCCAAUCAUAACCCUAAUAAAUCAUUUGAGGUUGCACAACCGCCGAGUGAUUCUGUUUCAAGCCUUAGUUUCAGUCCGAAGGCCAAUUUCUUGGUUGCCACUUCAUGGGAUAAUCAGGUAAGAUGUUGGGAAAUAUCGCGGAAUGGUACAGCUGUUGCUAGUACACCAAAGGCAUCAAUUACUCAUGACCAGCCGGUUUUGUGCUCAACAUGGAAGGAUGAUGGAACAACCGUCUUUUCUGGAGGCUGUGAUAAGCAGGUCAAGAUGUGGCCUUUAUUAUCUGGUGGUCAAGCAGUGACAGUUGCCAUGCAUGAUGCCCCUAUUAAAGAGGUUGCUUGGAUCCCAGAAAUGAAUGUUUUAGUCACAGGCAGCUGGGACAAGACAUUAAAGUAUUGGGAUACGAGGCAGUCAAAUCCAGUGCAUACUCAACAACUUCCUGAUCGCUGCUAUGCACUCACAGCGAAAUAUCCAUUGAUGGUUGUUGGCACUGCAGAUAGAAAUCUAAUAGUUUUUAACUUGCAGAAUCCUCAGACUGAAUACAAGAGAGUCAUCUCACCCCUGAAGUAUCAGACAAGGUGUGUUGCUGCCUUCCCCGACCAGCAAGGUUUCUUAGUUGGUUCAAUUGAGGGAAGGGUUGGUGUACACCACCUUGAUGAUGGACAACAGAGUAAAAACUUUACAUUCAAAUGCCACAGGGACGGCAGUGAGAUAUAUUCAGUCAACUCCUUAAACUUCCAUCCUGUGCAUCAUACUUUUGCCACUGCAGGGUCUGAUGGUGCUUUUAACUUUUGGGACAAGGAUAGCAAACAGAGACUAAAGGCCAUGUCAAGGUGCAAUCAGCCCAUACCUUGCAGUACUUUCAACAAUGAUGGGUCAAUAUUUGCAUACUCGGCUUGUUAUGAUUGGAGUAAGGGUGCUGAAAAUCACAACCCUUCAACAGCAAAGACCUACAUUUUCCUGCACUUGCCUCAGGAAUCUGAAGUUAAAGGCAAGCCAAGAGUCGGAACAAGUGGAAGAAAGUGAAGGUUGAUUUUGAUUAGAAAAUUGUUGAACCUAGAGGAAAGGAUUUGCCACUUUUGUUUUUUUUUUUUGCCAUUCAUUCUCCCUUUCGACAACUAGGAUAAGAAUUUUUUGUCAUUAGGAAUGUUUGGUGUUUCAUCUUGGGUCAUUUGUCUCUUUUAAUUUAUAUUUAGUUUAGAAUCUAUUGCACCCUUCUGGUUGUUUUAACAGGCUUAAUCCUGCCAUUCCUACUUUCAUUUCAGCAACUGGGAUAUGACUGAGUUGUCUGUCUAAUUAGGGAAGUUGUCUCUUGGGCAAAUUUGACUCCUCGAAUUUGUGAUGAAUGUUUGGGCUUUUAGAGUCUAUAGAGUGGUUGCUCCAUUGCUGGUUGACACAUUUUCCACAUUUUGUUAGGCCUCUUUUUGAUAAAAUUAUAAUUUAAGGCCAACAGUCCUGUGUUCUGGUGGUAAAGUUUUAAGUUCUGUUGGUAGAGUUUUAAAUGUGGUCCGUUGGCAUGGUGGUAGAAUUUUGAAGUCGGGUGGCUUAUUGGUAGUCUGUUGGUACGGUGGUGGAGUUUUCAAGUCCUAUGGUUUAUUUAUUGGUAGGCUCUUAGAGUGAUUAGUGAUCACGAUUUCAAUUCUGCUAACUUCAUCUAAAAAAAUUAUAAUUAGGCGAUUCAUUUUUUUUCUUUUUGAAAAAAAAAAAUUGCAGCACAUACGAUUUCCUUUGUAUUAUCUCUAUAAGUUCACAACGUUGGUACAUAUAAUGGGCGA
Durio zibethinus is the source of this 2043-nucleotide messenger RNA. RefSeq names its product protein RAE1. The record is from RefSeq and is a predicted model, not a curated record. Gene Ontology annotation, molecular function: protein binding. NCBI's taxonomy places the organism in Eukaryota, Viridiplantae, Streptophyta, Magnoliopsida, Malvales, Malvaceae.